GUGGGCUUGGUGGCCCUUCCACGAUGGGUCAUUGGCAGAUCGCGGCACAGCGCCACAACUGUGAGCCCAUCGAUGCCGCUGCCAGCCGACUACUUUCCGCGCAUGCCGUUGCCGAAGCCACUCGUGACUGCCUUUGAGGAAGCUGCGAAUGCACAACUGACGGCUGAUCUCGCCCGCCUUCGAACCGAUUCCUCCCAGAACCCUGCCGGGACAACGUCGUCCCGCCGACCAGCGUUCCGCACAGACGAGCACGGGUAUUCGGUUUUGGAGCGUCAUGGCGUCAGUGUUCGCACGCGAACACAACCUGCCACGGCUGGCACCGGCCACACGGUCGCGUUUGAAUGCCAUGCCGACGUACGCGGACUCCCCGGCGAGUUGCAGGACGUUAUGUACGCCGACAACACGUUGGCGCUGCGCGAAUGGGGAAAAGUGUUCUUGUCGACUUCACUUGUCGAUGCUGCUAUGCUUCACUGCGUCCAGCGCCACGUCGGAGGUCCCGGGGUCCCGAGAACGUUUGCCGGGGUCACUUGGCUGGCGCUGCAGACCCCUCCAUCCACCACGCGGUUGUCGUCGACGCUGAAAACUGACUUUUGCGUGUUCCAAACCAUGGGCACUCGUGACGACACCCAGUACAUCACGUGGACGUCCGUGGACGCGCCCAAUUGCGCCAGCCAGGAGGAAUCGCUCGGGCUGACUCGCUCGAAUCUCGGCACGACCAUGUUUUUCCAAGCCACGGCGGCAGGCACGCGGUUGACGUGGUUUGGAACGAUGGAAUCGCCCAGCAGCUUGUCCAAGGCGCUGGUCGAGCGCGUGAUGGGCUCCGUCGCGACCAGGCUCAGCCUGCUUGACAUUGCUUUACAAUCGUAUCGCGUGUCCAAGAAGCCUCCAGUCGAUCGCUCCGACUGGGUUCCCGACUGCGACCGGCGCGUGUGCCACGUGUGUCGCAGUGCGUUUACGCUGUUUCGAAGCCGCCACCACUGCCGCGCCUGCGGCGACAUCAUGUGCAAGAAAUGCACGGUUGUGCGGCCGUCGUUCACUCAGCUCGCUGCCCAGUGGGGCUGCGGUUGCAAUGAUUCGAACACGGCCCAUUCGACGAUUGCAGGGGACAAGAUUUGUCUCCACUGCGUCGAGAUGCCCCGGCCAAAGUGCAAACGAUCGAUGCCAACACAUGAAACCUCGGUGCUGCUGCCAACCCUCGGCUCCGUCAAUGGCCGAGACCAGGCACGACGAUCUACGGGCAGGUCAUCGUUUGGAGCCAUCCAGUCCACGCAUCCUGGCGGCCCGCCAUUGCCACACUUUCGAUCCAAGGCCAUCGCGAUCCCGGCCAAGGCGUCGUCAUCCAGGAUGUCCUUGGACAAUCAUUUCAAUCGCACGUCGUCGGGCUCCCAGCACGACUCGAUGCUGCCGUCGUCGGUGCAGCAGCCGUUCUUUGGCUCGACGAAAUCCAUGAGCCUCCCGUCGACGGCGCUGUACUACCUGGAUCCGAAUGAAGCCCAGCACCAGCAGUCGGUGGCAGCACAGCUGUGGCAAAUCUCGUGCCGUGCUCAAGCGACGUUGACGCUGGCCAAGGAAACAACCAGCCACGUCGCUAGUCGGACGGUGACUCCCCUCAGCACCCCGCGAGGAGACGAUGCGUCCAUGCGCGAUAGCUUUGCAAAAGUCAACCAGUCCCUGACCGAACAGGCCUACUUGCUUGAGGCCCUCGACCGCGCCAGUCGCGGCCGCUUCAGUGCGACGUCGUCUCCAGUUAGCAACAACGCGACCGACAGCCUCCGCGGCCGGUCGAGUGGGUGGGAAGACUCGGUACGGUUCGAAGUCAUUCCAGACGACAUGGAUCGCGUCGACAAGAAGCCAGGCGCCGCCUUAUUUAAACACGGCCUCACUUGAUCCUACCGCUCCGUCCCAACAGUCCACGCAUCGCGCUCGGUCGUGGUGGGCACACUGCGGCAUGUCCGCCAUCACCUCCGGCCCGAAUGAGGAUGCGUGCACACUGGAAUGAAGAGUGCCGUGGAGCGCGAUGCUAGCCCACGUGUCUAUGUAUUUUGGAGGACGCUCGGUCGAGGUCUGUCCCGUCUUUUCUCGUCACCAUAGCACUGAACCUGGGCGAUCCGUUGGUCGAUGACAUGACGACGUUGGCCAGGAACGUAUUCCAUUCGUGCGGACCGUCGUCCGGGAUGUCAAAGCGGUCGUGGAGGCGGUCGUGUAUGGUUUGCUGCAGAGCCAGCUUGAGGGUCGAGUUGGUCGCGAUCGCCACGGCAUGCGCGACGAACUCGUCCAGAUUGGAAGCAAUCAAGUGCGUCGACAGAGAAAGGUACCGAUAAAACCCCGCGGUGAGCUGCAGCACCGACUGCCGCGACGGCAACGUGACCACGGGCCUGCGCCAAACACAAAACGACGUGAGCCAUCGUGCGAUGGUCAGCAUCGAGACCAUGUGCAAGGCCACGUACAGGCCAGCUGCGAACGCAUCGAGCGUCGUCACGCCUCCGCCGAACGGAAACGGAUCGAUCAUGACGUCGGCGAUCGCGAGAAGCUGCAUAAACUUGUCGUGCGGCAGCGUCGCGACAAAUAAAACACGGCGAACCAGACGGUUGCCGAGCGUCCGACCGAGCCGGCGAUGCACUUUGUCUUUCCAGAGCAGUUGCUUUGGCGAGUACAGCAGCACGACAUGGCCGUCCGUGUCGAGUUUGAGGAGACCGAGGAUGGCUUGAUCAAACGCCACGUGGAGCUUCAUCAGCGUCUAGAUGACAAAUCCCAUCAGGUUGGGCUACCACGAUAUCAUUCAAUCGCUAUCCACGUAUGGCGGCGGCAAUCGACCUGAGGGCAGAGGUAGAUGCGCCCCGACGCUGGAAGAUGCAACGUCGCUCGCAUGGAUGCUGCCACUGCGUCGUCGACUGGAGGGAGUGCUCUGGGCUUGGAAAAGUACGUCGACAGGUCCGAGAAGAGCACGAGUUGCUCCGUGUACGUGGCGCCCCCGUGCAUUUCGUCCAUACGACGCCCGUCGUUCGAUUCAAAAAAGUCUGCAAAGAAAAACUCUGCCAGAAGCGCGUGAGACCAAAUCGUGUCACGUCGAGCGGCGUUACCCGAUGCAAUAAAGUAAUCGAUCGACGGCAACCCUGUCGUGAUCGGAUGGCCCCAAAACAUGCACUGGAUCGGGGCGAGCCGCCGGUGCGCGAGGAAGUACAUCCAGGCGUCCAUGCCAAUCUCAGGAUACACCAGGACGUCAAGAGCUUCCUGCAAGAUCAUGUGCAUCGCCAUGUCCUGCGAAGCCGGCAGCACGACAAAGGCAUCGGCCGC
Molecule: messenger RNA, 3294 nt
Organism: Aphanomyces invadans
Lineage: Eukaryota; Oomycota; Saprolegniomycetes; Saprolegniales; Verrucalvaceae
Exons: 4
Coding region: 73-1887 (604 amino acids)
Molecular function (GO): metal ion binding
Source: RefSeq, a predicted model, not a curated record